Momordica charantia (bitter melon) is the source of this 1525-nucleotide messenger RNA. RefSeq names its product protein EARLY-RESPONSIVE TO DEHYDRATION 7, chloroplastic. NCBI's taxonomy places the organism in Eukaryota, Viridiplantae, Streptophyta, Magnoliopsida, Cucurbitales, Cucurbitaceae. Gene Ontology annotation, cellular component: plasma membrane. The record is from RefSeq and is a predicted model, not a curated record.
GACGAUUUUCUUCCUUUAAAAAUCUCUGCAACUCUUUUCCUCCACUUCUCAAUCAAUUCUUCAUUCCGAUCAAACUCAAAAACCCCUUCGGAAUUCAUCCAUGUCUUCUUCCAAUCAAAAACCCACUUCUUCUCUGUAUCCCUCCGUCGACAUGAAAGACCUCGCCGGUGAUCUCUUUCCCGACGAAGACCCUCCUGUUUCCGGUCAGAAAAGCCCCGAGUCCUCUGAAGAAGUCCUCGUCAAGAUUCCGGGCUCAAUAGUCCAUCUGAUCGAAAGGGAAAACAGCGUUGAACUCGCUUCCGGCGAGUUCUCCAUAGUCGGUCUCAGGCAGGGGAACAACAUCGUCGCCGUACUCGCUCGUGUAGGGAACGAGAUUCAGUGGCCAUUAGCGAAAGACGAAGCCGCAGUGAAGCUCGACGAUUCGCACUACUUCUUCAGUCUCGGCGUUCCCCCAAAUGGGUCAUCGGAAAACAACGAUUCAGCCGUCAAUCGAGAGCCCGAGAUGUUGAAUUACGGCCUGACCAUCGCGUCCAAGGGUCAGGAGGAUCGAUUGAAGCAACUGGAUCAGAUUCUGGAUAAGUACAGUAGUUUUUCGGUGCAGAAGGUGGAGAAAUCGGGGAAAUGGGAGGUCCUCGACGGGUCAAUGGCGAGGGAAAUUUCGCCGGAGGAUCUGGCGGCGUCGGAGGAGAAGAGGGAGCUCAUGGAGGAGAGAUCGGCUGCUUAUUGGACGACAUUGGCGCCGAACGUGGACGAUUACAGCGGAAAGAUCGCGAGGCUGAUUGCGGCCGGCUCCGGACAGGUGAUUAAGGGCAUUCUCUGGUGUGGGGAUGUGACUGUGGAUAGGUUAAAUUGGGGCAACGAAUUUCUGAAGAAGAGGAUGGGGCCUCGUUCUGAUGCGGAGAUCAGUCCAGCCGCCAUGAACAGUAUAAAGAGUGUGAAGAAGCUAACAAAGAUGACAGAGAAAGUGGCGACUGGAAUACUUUCAGGGGUGGUGAAAGUUUCUGGGUUUUUCACAAGUUCAAUAGUGAACUCUAAAGUGGGGAAGAAGUUCUUCAGUCUCCUCCCUGGAGAAAUUGUCCUUGCUUCAUUGGAUGGAUUCAACAAGGUUUGUGAUGCAGUUGAAGUAGCAGGAAGGAAUGUAAUGUCAACCACAUCCGUUGUGACUACUGGACUCGUUUCAGACAGAUACGGAGAUGAAGCAGGGAGAGCGACUAACGAAGGGCUUGGCGCAGCAGGGCAUGCGAUGGGAACGGCGUGGGCUGUGUUGAAGAUAAGAAAGGCUCUAAAUCCCAAGAGUGCGUUCAAGCCCACCACUCUUGUCAAGGCAGCUGCCAAAUCUCAUUCUUCCAAAUAACUAUUUCUGAUUUUUUUUUUCCCUUCUUUCUUCUUUUCUUUUUGUAAUAUAUUAUCCAACCUUAUAUUUGUGGAUUUGAUUCAAUAUUUGGAGUUGGUGAUGCCCAAUCUUCUUUUGUACAUAGAAACUAUUUUGGAUUAGAGCACAGGUAACUUUGUUUUUGUCGUCUAA